AUGUCAACCUCCAAAGAGCCCAUGUGGAUCCGGAUGGGCAUCGAACCUGGCACUACUAUAAACCUCGAUCAGCCCGUCCCUUCGAGAUGGAAAAUAGUGAAGAAAUUGAAUGAUUAUGAUUACCAACUUGGCGAAGAGCAGCGUCGCUUUGGUAUCCGCUUGUCCUUCGCCAGCACCGAGCUUCUCUGUUGCGAUCCUCAAGACGAUACAAAGCUUGCCUUCAUGCGAAUAUACCUCCAAGUCCGAUUUUGUGGUACGGAAGUAGAUGAUGCGCAGACGAGAGCCAGUCAGGCCAUGAAACCCAUCCCCGAAGAGUUAAUCGCCUAUCAAGGCCUUACUCAGAACUUAACUCAUACUCCGAAGCUCUUGGGACACAAAACCACAGUACCGAAUAACUCAAGUCUAGUCCCAGGCGGGCUCUUGGUCUGGCUAGUGUGGGAGAUGGUGCCAGGGCUGCACCUGGGCAGCAAGAAUGGGUCUGAUGCAUUUUGGGAUCUUAGUGACGGUGAGAGGGAAGAGGUCCGCGAGUCCUAUGUGAAGACUUUCCAGCACACCGGUCUUCGCCUGAAGAUGCACAAGCUAGUGUUAAUCACUGAUAGUUACUCCAUCAGAUUUCGCGAUCGCAAUGUUGGCCAAGCUAAAGGCCCGAUUGUGGCUGCCAAAUGGGAUGCGUUUUGCGGGCUCGCCAUACCGGGCUCGAAUGAAUGGCUAAAGAAGGGGAUCGAAUCAUGA
Messenger RNA from Penicillium digitatum Pd1, 732 nucleotides. RefSeq lists its product as uncharacterized. The record is from RefSeq and is a predicted model, not a curated record. Lineage: Eukaryota; Fungi; Ascomycota; Eurotiomycetes; Eurotiales; Aspergillaceae.